AUGAGUAAUAUCUUUCUGUACUAUGCGAAUAUCUGUGAUUAUAUAAGAAUUUUGUUUUUAGUUGUUGGUGUCUUUUUUGUCUUCAAAGCCCCCGUCUCAUUCAUUAUCUGUUACUGUGUGAGUGCUCUUUGCGAUGCCAUUGAUGGUAACUUGGCGCGUGCCUUUAAUCAAUGUUCACGUCUUGGAGCCGUUUUAGACAUGGUGACUGACAGAGCUGGUACUACUAUUUUAAUCACUGCAUUAGCAGUAUUAUACCCAACGUAUGCUCCAAUCUGCUGUUUAAUUACCUUUGUUGACAUUUGUAGUCAUUGGACACAUAUGUACUGUUCUCUACUCCGUGGUGUCGAAAGUCACAAAAUCGUCACUAACCCAAUCCUCAAAUUCUAUUACACCCGUUCAAUCUUGUUCACCCUGUGCCUCGCUAACGAAGCUACCUUCGUCAUGUGGUAUAUCAGAUACUUCGCACAAACAGACGACUAUAAACCCUUGAUUACAAACUGCCCUUUCUUGUGGUAUUUGCUCAACUUCUUAUUGAUUAUUGCAACACCACUCUGCGUCGUAAAGAACUUAAUUAACUUGGUCCAAUGGUAUGAGGCUGCUAAGGAUUUAGUCGACUACGAGGAAACCCACAGAAAACCCAAUUGA
Molecule: messenger RNA, 645 nt
Organism: Entamoeba invadens IP1
Lineage: Eukaryota; Evosea; Mastigamoebida; Endamoebidae
Product: CDP-diacylglycerol--inositol 3-phosphatidyltransferase, putative
Exons: 2
Coding region: 1-645 (214 amino acids)
Biological process (GO): phosphatidylinositol biosynthetic process
Cellular component (GO): membrane; Golgi apparatus
Molecular function (GO): CDP-diacylglycerol-inositol 3-phosphatidyltransferase activity
Source: RefSeq, a predicted model, not a curated record